This is a messenger RNA of Urocitellus parryii (Arctic ground squirrel), 1591 nucleotides long. RefSeq names its product 5-hydroxytryptamine receptor 1E (gene Htr1e). Gene Ontology annotation, biological process: positive regulation of MAPK cascade; adenylate cyclase-activating adrenergic receptor signaling pathway. Lineage: Eukaryota; Metazoa; Chordata; Mammalia; Rodentia; Sciuridae. The record is from RefSeq and is a predicted model, not a curated record. Gene Ontology annotation, molecular function: G protein-coupled serotonin receptor activity. Gene Ontology annotation, cellular component: plasma membrane.
AGAGGAUUCCGAGUGAGACUUCUGGAGCCAGCGGGACACCCCAGUUCUCUCCCAGUGCGACGCAGCUGCACACAUCGUCCACAAGGAACUUUCCAUUCAGAAGAAAUGCUGUGGCCCUUCUCUUGACCCACAGCAAACGGUGCACAAUAAACUGCAUAGCUGAAGAAAUUACAGACUCCUCACAAAUGAGACAUUCAAGGCUGCAUAGUCUCCAGCUGAAGGAAAAUAACUAACAGCUUCUCCGCAGUGUAGAUUGGAAGACGGGGAAGAUGAACCUCACAAACUGUACCACAGAAGCCAGCACCACUGUAAGACCCAAGACCAUCACAGAGAAGAUGUUUAUUUGCCUGACUCUGGUGAUUAUCACCACCCUGACCAUGUUGCUGAACUCGGCUGUGAUUGUGGCCAUCUGCACCACCAAGAAACUCCAUCAGCCUGCAAACUAUCUAAUCUGCUCUCUGGCGGUGACAGACCUCCUGGUGGCAGUGCUGGUCAUGCCCCUGAGCAUCAUGUACAUUGUCAUGGACAGCUGGAAGCUUGGGUACUUCGUCUGUGAGGUGUGGCUGAGUGUGGACAUGACCUGCUGCACCUGCUCCAUCCUCCAUCUCUGUGUGAUUGCCCUGGACAGGUACUGGGCCAUCACCAAUGCUAUUGAAUAUGCCAGGAAGAGGACAGCCAAGCGGGCUGGACUGAUGAUCCUCACCGUGUGGACCAUCUCUAUCUUCAUCUCCAUGCCCCCUCUGUUUUGGAGGAGCCACCGCCAACUCAGCCCACCCCCCAGUCAGUGCACCAUCCAGCAUGACCAUGUCAUCUACACCAUUUACUCCACACUUGGGGCAUUUUAUAUCCCCUUGACUUUGAUCCUGAUUCUCUAUUACCGCAUUUACCAUGCGGCCAAGAGUCUUUACCAGAAAAGGGGAUCGAGCCGGCACUUAAGCAACAGAAGCACAGACAGUCAGAAUUCUUUUGCAAGUUGUAAACUUACACAGACUUUCUGCGUGUCUGACUUCUCCACCUCAGACCCUACCACAGAGUUUGAAAAGAUCCACACCUCCAUCAGGAUCCCUCCCUUCGACAAUGAUCUAGAUCACCCAGGGGAACGCCAGCAAAUCUCUAGCACCAGAGAACGCAAGGCAGCUCGCAUCCUGGGACUGAUUUUGGGUGCAUUCAUUUUGUCUUGGCUGCCAUUCUUCAUCAAAGAGUUGAUUGUAGGUCUGAGCAUCUACACUGUGUCCUCUGAAGUGGCUGAUUUUUUGACAUGGCUUGGCUAUGUUAAUUCUCUGAUCAACCCUCUGUUGUACACGAGUUUUAAUGAAGACUUUAAGCUGGCUUUUAAAAAGCUCAUUAGGUGCCGAGAACAUASUUAGAUUGUAAAAAACCCAAAAGUGUGACUUUUACCAGAGCUCAUGAGUGAACGGGGGUAUGGGGUACAGCUUACUAAUUCUUGAACAUACUUGGUUCAGGAGAGUUUGUAAGUAUAUGUGGUCUUGUUUGGUUGGUUUCUUUUUCUUUUUUUCUUUUGUUAUUUGGUGUGCUGUUUUCUACCUCUGGUCUUAUUUGUGGUACCUCAUUUCAAAUAAACAUUAUCAUA